Ooceraea biroi (clonal raider ant) is the source of this 2886-nucleotide messenger RNA. RefSeq names its product probable ATP-dependent RNA helicase DDX10. Gene Ontology annotation, molecular function: RNA helicase activity; nucleic acid binding; ATP binding. NCBI's taxonomy places the organism in Eukaryota, Metazoa, Arthropoda, Insecta, Hymenoptera, Formicidae. The record is from RefSeq and is a predicted model, not a curated record.
UUCAGGCCCUCCGUUUUCGAAAUAUUGCUGCCCGAUAUCCGGGAUUCGCCGAACUUUCGCAUCUAUGUGUCACGUACACUGUGUACGUUACAUACGUCAUUACGCUACCACUUAUUAUAUUGCUGAGCACGCAUGCGCGAAGGAAACUGUUAUACCGAUAGCAACUCCUAAGCAACCACUGGCACAUUGUUUGGCUGGCAUGUGCUCGUGCGGACGUACGUACGAUAUGAGUUAACCUCAAAAGCGAUAUUUAUGAAUGAAGAUACACGAGAUAUAAAAAUAUGACAAUGGGAAAGAAGAAAGUAAAGGCUUACGUGAAGAGGAAGCACGUGCCGGAGAGCAAAAUAAUCGAGGAUCUACUGUCCAAAUAUAGCACUAUAGAUGUUACGAAAACGAAGAAAUUCUGUGACCUCCCCUUGUCGAGGAAUACCUUGAGGGGCUUGACGGAAUGUGACUACGUGGAGAUGACGGAUAUCCAGAGGCAAAGCAUCGGUUUCGCACUGCAAGGCAACGAUAUUCUGGGUGCUGCAAAGACCGGCAGCGGCAAGACCCUGGCCUUUCUUAUUCCAGUUUUAGAAGCCUUGUACUGCAAGCAAUGGACAAGAUUAGAUGGUUUAGGUGCAUUGAUCAUUACACCGACGAGAGAACUGGCAUAUCAGAUAUACGAGACGUUGCGAAAGAUAGGUCACUACCAUGAUGUCUCAGGUGGUCUGAUCAUAGGAGGAAAGGAUCUAAACUUUGAAAAGAAACGUCUAGAUCAGUGUAAUAUAGUUAUAUGUACACCGGGACGUUUGCUCCAGCAUAUGGAUGAAAAUCGAUUUAGUUGUGAAAAUAUGCAGAUAUUAGUAUUAGACGAGGCGGAUCGUUGUUUAGACAUGGGUUUUGAGAAGACUAUGAAUGCUAUUAUUGAGAAUUUACCACCAGAAAGGCAAACCUUGCUCUUCUCAGCGACUCAGACAAAGUCGGUGAAAGAUCUGGCGAGAUUGAGCCUUAAGGAUCCAUUGUACGUGUCGGUGCAUGAACACUCCGCGCAUACCACACCAGAAGGUCUGCAACAGAGUUACAUCGUGUGUGCCUUAGAAGAUAAGAUGGCAAUGCUGUGGUCUUUCAUAAGGAAUCACCUGAAACAAAAGAUGAUCAUAUUCUUCUCCAGCUGCAAACAAGUGAAAUACGUGUAUGAAGUGUUCUGCCGAAUGCGUCCCGGUGUCAGUUUACUAGCUCUUUACGGCACGCUUCAUCAGUUGAAGAGAUUGAGCAUCUACGAAUCGUUUUGCAGGAAGCAACACGCUGUGUUAUUUGCCACUGACAUCGCUUCCCGUGGAUUAGACUUUCCUGCCGUAAACUGGGUAAUCCAAAUGGAUUGUCCGGAGGACGUUAAUGCCUACAUUCAUAGAGUGGGCAGAACUGCAAGGUUCAAAAGCGGUGGUGAAUCUCUCCUGGUCCUGUUACCGUCCGAGGAGGCAAUGGUCGAGAAACUCGAGCAACGUAAAAUCCCAAUAAAUAUGAUACAGAUCAAUCCGAACAAACUACAAUCGCCGCAUCGUAAGCUCGAAGCUUUAUUGGCCGCGAGUGUGCCUCUGAAAGAAAGCGCCCAAAGAGCCUUCGUAGCGUAUAUAAAGUCAGUUUAUCUGAUGAAGGAUAAAGAGGUCUUCAAUGUACACGCUUUAAACAAGGAUCUGUAUGCCAACUCGUUAGGUCUAGCAGUUGCUCCGAAAGUCCGAUUCUUACAAAGAAUACAAAAGAAAAUGGCUACGAGUAGCAUUAAGGCUGGAGAAGAGACUGAUAAAAGUUCCACUAAAUUGGCAGGCGGUAGUGAAGAGGCAAAUGAUGAAGAUGACACUGAUGUAGAGGAUAUCCCCAAUACUCCGUACCAGAAAAAGGAAGCGAUAGCUAAAGAUGCUGCUGCUCUGCAAUUCGAUGUUAGCGAUGAUGAUGACGAUGUAUUAACUAUAAAGAGAAAGAACAUAGAUAUCGAUGAUAUAUCGGUGAUGGAGAAUGACAAAAGUGGUGGACACGAUAAAAAGGCCUCGAAAAAGAAACCCGUUACGAGGAUUGCAUUGGCCAAAAAGAUUCUCAAGAAGAAGAUUGUAGCUAACAAGAAGGUCGUGUUCGACGAAGAUGGACAAGAAAUAAUUGAUUCUGCAAAGGCAAAUAAAUCAGAAUUGGCUCGGCAAUACGAGAAUGAAGUAGAUUCUGGCAUUAAUAUCGAAAUCGCCAAGCAAAUUUUACGGGAGGAGGACCAAUUCGAUAAGGAAAGAUACAGGGAAAUGUUGAAAGAAAAACGUAGAGAGCAGAAAAGAAAACUGAAGGCCGCCAAGAAGGCGGAGAUGAAUGACGAAGAAGAGGAUGUGAGCGACAAUGAUAAUGUUAACGAAGAUAAGUUUAACGAAGGUGAAUCUAGCGGAGAUGAAUCUAGCGAAGGUCCAGACCUCUCAUGGCUACCCGAUCCAGAUAAAAUAUAUGGCAAGCAACAAACUUUGGAUGAAGAAGAAACGUCUGUUGAUGAAUCCGAGCAAGAUAAAGAAUCUGAAGAAGAAAGUGCAAUUCACAGAUCAUCCAAGAGGAAAUCGAUAACACAGGAGGAACACAAGAGAACACGAAAGAAACAAAAAGUAUCGGACAUCGCCGGGCUAAAAGCCGACGAGGAAUUGGCCCUGCAGUUGUUACAGAAUUGAAUCCGUGUGCACAUGUGGGAAAAGUAAUUUACGUUUUAUUCAUUGAAUGCGGCGUGAUCUUAUUACAGUAUGUACACUUUACAACGAUUACCUUAAUGACAUAAGGCAAUUUUACAUUGUGUUAGUUUAGCGUUUAACUACAGACAAAGUUGUACAUACUAAGAUAACAUUAGGGAAGUUCGUCAACUGAAUAAAAUCAAUUACAUCUCUU